This is a messenger RNA of Pleurotus ostreatus (oyster mushroom), 1002 nucleotides long. RefSeq lists its product as uncharacterized. NCBI's taxonomy places the organism in Eukaryota, Fungi, Basidiomycota, Agaricomycetes, Agaricales, Pleurotaceae. Bases 1 to 1002 code for a protein of 333 amino acids. The transcript has 8 exons. The record is from RefSeq and is a predicted model, not a curated record.
AUGGCAGCCGUUCCCGACGAGGAGCUCUACGCGUAUGCCGACCGCCUCAAGGACAAGGUAGUCGUGAUCACAGGCGCUGCAAAUGGAAUCGGUAGGGAGGCCGCUCUGCAAUUCGCCAAGUAUGGGGCAAAGGUCGUCAUUGGCGAUAGAGAUGUCGAAGGUGGUGAGCAAACUGCGCAAGCUGUAAAAGCAGCGGGCGGCCUUGCUGUCGCAACCAAAUGCGAUGUCACAAACUGGGAUGACCAAGUCCAACUGUUUGAACUGGCAAUUGCGACGUACGGCGCUGUCGAUAUCGUUGUCCCGAAUGCUGGUGUGACGGAAGGCGUGCCAUUUGAUGCUGUCAAACUGGUAGACGGCCUGCCCACCAAGCCAAAGCUCACUACUCUUGAUGUGAACCUGACUGGGGUGGUUUACUCUAUCCAUUUGGCAUUGCACUACCUCAAGUUGAAUCGUGUAGAAAAAGAUUCCCUGAAAGCUCUAAUUAUGAUCGCGUCUUGGUCAGGUAUCCCCAAAGCUCCUCUUUAUACGGCCUCUAAGCACGCCGUUCUCGGCAUUAUGCGUGCCAUGCACCUCUUCCUUCAAGCAGAUAAUAUCAGAAUUGGAACGAUACAUCCCUUCUUUGCUGACACGAACAUUGUUCCGGUGCCCAUUAAGCUCCUUCUGGCAGGGAUACCAAAAGCCCCAGUCCCUAGAAUAGCCGGCGCCAUCUUGCACGCUGCCAGCAACCCAUCUGUGGAGUCAAAUGGCUCUGCCUGGCUACUAACAGACAACGGCCCUGUAUUCCAAGUUCCAAAGGAGCAAUUUAAAGAAGGUGUUUACGAAAUGAUUGACGCAAGGGCUAAUCGGUUACUGAAGGGUGGCCAAGGGAUCGCCUUUUAUUUCAACUUCGUGCGCGAUAUCGGCAGAAUAUUCGGGAAACAGUUGGCCAUACUUGGUGUUGGAGCGAUCCUUGCGAAACUAGCUUACAACAACCGUGAUACACUCACGAAGCUGUCAAAAUAA